CACCGGCGACUGACGAGCGAUCAGAACGAUCAGUCCGCCGAGUUCAAACAACCGUACAAAUAAACUAGAUUGCAACUGUGUCAGUAUCUGUGGGUAUUUCUCUAUGUGUGUGCGUGUGUGUGUGUUAGUGUGCGGGCGAGCUUAGCCAAUUUCUACGGGUAUAGGCAUAUAUAUAGUAGCGCCAGAAGUCGCGUACGCGCAUUCGAGCAUCAAACAUCUACGGCCAACGUCUAACGGUCGCAAAUCGAACGAAAUCGAAAAUAAAUCGAAGCCGAAACCGAAAAGUAAUCGAAGCAAUUCGAUAAAACCCGAUCAUUUCCGGUGUGUGUGUGUGCGUGUGGCAUAUUGUUGUAAAGAAAAAGAACGAAAAAAAAAAACAAAAUAAAACCCCUGAAUAAGUGCUGCAGCCCCUUCUCUUUCGCACUUUCGACUCACGCACUCAGCAGCAAACAAAAAAAAAUCCACCGUUGCUGACAGUGUAUGAGUGUGCUUUUUCCAGCGGGUGUGUGUGGUCGCGUUUGUUAUUUGUUUAUCGCUGUCCACGCAUUUUCCGCUCCCUCAAAAAACAAUAUGGUUUUUUAAUAUUUGUAAAUCGAUAACUGAUAAGGGAUAACGACUAUAAAAGUGAGUAUGACUUGCGCGGAGCAAAGAUUGAUAACCGGCAUUUAAGUCAGUGGAAAUGUUGAUAAGGAGCUGGGAUUAAUAGCUUUGUGGUCAGAACUGAUGAUUGUUCUUUUCUAAUUCCCUCGAUCCAGACGGCAAAUGGCAACCUCGACGUGGAUGUGACAGUGGAUGCGAAUGCGAUUGUGAUUGCUAGAGCAGAUUAUGCAACUGCGGCCAGACUUUGGAGAGAUUGAGAGGGGCCCGCAGAUAGACGGUUUAAUUAUCAGUGCCAGAUUAUUAUCACCGCAGCGGCGAUGCAGCGGUGACGGUUGCGGAGAGCACCGGUUGCAGAAUGCAUUUAGUUACCUGACUAUUUCAAAAACAUCCGAGCCGCCGACGAGCAGCGAGCAGGAGCUCUCGUCCCAGCCGAAAUAUCCGGAGUGAUAAUUGCUAAUAAUUAGAGGGAAUUAACAGGGGAGAUCCCGACAUUAGAAAAAAAGAAAAACCAGCAGUAAAAAACCUUAAAAUGUUACCCACGGACAAGGGCAGCUCUUUGGGCCCCAGGCCGCAGAAGUCUCAUUGCUCAUCAGAUCAGCAGCUCCUGCAGCACCACCAUCCACAGGCGCAGCCAGUUCGCCUACAGGCGCCCAUCCACCUGUCCACACAUGCACACUCACCUGCCUGCGAGAAACGCUUGGAGGCGGAGACUCCUCGACGGGAUCUCCAUGAACUCCUGCUCGAACUGCUGGACAUGUUGUUAUCCUGCCUGGUGGUGGCUCCCUGUGUGAUAGCCUAUUGGCGGGGAACCUGGGAACUGAUGUUCGUCUACCUGUUCCCCGACAGCUUACCCUUGUCGGCAAUGGCCAGCUUUUUGAUUGGCGGUCUGGGUCACUUCAUCUUCACCGUCACGCAGAACUUCUUUAAGGAGCACAUCCAUCCGGACAGGAGGCGACUUACCUACUAUUUCGUGUCACGGCUUUACACGGCCAUUUUUGGGAUUGUCUGUGUGAAUAUGUGGCGAGGAGCCUGGUUGCUAUGCGACUGGCUGACUAGUGUCGACUCCCUGAUCAUUGUCUCGGUGGUCACGGGAAUCGCACUCAUCUUUCUGAUGGCCACAAGGACACUGAGGAACCUGGGAGCAGCACCCUACACCGUGAGCAUGGACCACAAGAGCGACUACUUCGAGGUGGACACCAUGUUCAAAAUACCCGGUUUUCAUCAACCUGGCCUGUAUGUCUUGGACACACUCUUCUCGGUCUUUGUGAUUGGCAGUUUGGUGGUCAUCGCGUGGCGUGGUGUCUGGGGAAUCUUCGACAUACUCCUCUUUCCGAUGGACAGAGCCAAGUCAGCUUGGGGUUCGCUGCUCAUUGGAUAUCUGACAGUUUUUGUGACCUUCCUUAUUCAUCCUUUGAUGAGGUACAUCUGUCGCCGGAUAAGCGGAAUCCUUAAGCUAAUCAUAUGCGACAUUUACUAUCUGAUGACCUUCUUUGGAGCUGUGAAUGCCUGGCGAGGAAUUUGGAAUUUACUAGAUGUGUACCUAUAUCCAGAUAACAAAUUACUGAGCUUCUGGCUGACUCAUCUUGUUCCUUUCCUGCUCCUCGCUGCUCUCAAGUGCUCGAACUCCAUACUGGUACGCGGGGUUUUCAUUGAUGCAGAGGGCGUGGGAGCCGAUAGCGUCGAUAUACCCAUCAACUAUGUCCGGCUGCACUUCCUACGCGAACGCAGGAAGAAGGUUGGCCUUCAAAAAACACCGCAAUCGCAGCCACCGCCGCCACAUUACUACCUAAAGCCAGAGCACGCUGCACUCGGUCGGAAUGCGGAGAAGGACAAGGAGGCCCAGAGCAGUCUUAUCGAGAAGCCCCUUUCCGCUGUGCAGAUUGUUUAGGAAUGUCGAUUGCCUGGCCUAUUGUUACAUUUAACGUUAAUAUCGUUUCUAUGUCUAGAUGUUAAACUAGUUUUAAACGCCUAAGCUUAAGCCUACCGAGCUUACUUAAGAGUCAGUUUUUUAGUUAUAACCCCUAGUUAUAGUCUCGAUCCAAAUCCAAAACCCUAAUCCCAAGUUGUACAGCAUUUUAUGGAUCGUCAUAUUUACACCAUAGGUAUAUUUUUGCUUUUUCCACAGCAGGUUUGAGUUGCAAAUUUAAUCCUGGUGACGAAGGCACCUUCCCUCACCCACUCACACACUAGCUAAGUGAUAACGAUCUAACUACGAGUAUAAACAUUGUACAUUGGUAUUUUCAUAUAUCGCAAAUAAAUAAAUAAAUAAAUUUGUAAAUACUACCAUAUAUAACCGAA
Messenger RNA from Drosophila eugracilis, 2898 nucleotides. RefSeq lists its product as uncharacterized. NCBI's taxonomy places the organism in Eukaryota, Metazoa, Arthropoda, Insecta, Diptera, Drosophilidae. Bases 1130 to 2488 code for a protein of 452 amino acids. The transcript is spliced from 6 exons. Gene Ontology annotation, cellular component: presynaptic membrane. The record is from RefSeq and is a predicted model, not a curated record. Gene Ontology annotation, biological process: neuromuscular synaptic transmission; clustering of voltage-gated calcium channels; neuron-neuron synaptic transmission.